This is a messenger RNA of Labrus bergylta (ballan wrasse), 1613 nucleotides long. RefSeq names its product lipase, member Ib (gene lipib). Lineage: Eukaryota; Metazoa; Chordata; Actinopteri; Labriformes; Labridae. Gene Ontology annotation, biological process: lipid catabolic process. The record is from RefSeq and is a predicted model, not a curated record. Gene Ontology annotation, molecular function: glycerophospholipase activity; carboxylic ester hydrolase activity.
GGUUGGAAUAAGGAUGCUACCCCGCAGGCUCCUGGGUCUGCUGGGCCUCAUGAUGCUCUGCAAAGGUCAGGAGGAGAGCGGGGCGGGAGAGUCCUGUGAUAACUUUACGGACUUGAACUUAUCGCACUGCUUCAUGGGAACCAGCCUGUACGUCCGCCUGCUGCUCUACACCCGCAACAACCUCGACUGUGGCCGUGAGCUCAACCACCACCACUUGUCCUCUCAGCCGCUCUUCAGGCUCCACCUCCCCACUGUCUUCGUCAUACACGGAUACCGGCCUACAGGAGCGCCCCCCAUCUGGAUCGACCAUAUCGUCCACCUGCUGGCCGAGCAGGAGGACAUGAACAUCAUCGUGGUGGACUGGAACAAAGGCGCGGCUAACCUCAACUAUUUCACAGCUGUGACCUACACCAGGGAAGCUGCUCACAACCUGACCGGCUUCAUUAUGACUAUGGAGGAGGAAGGAGCGUCACUGAGCUCAGUUCACCUCAUCGGCGUCAGUCUGGGAGCUCACCUGGCGGGAUUCGUGGGAGCAAACCUGAAGGGGAGGAUCGGACGCAUCACAGGUCUGGACCCAGCAGGUCCCAUGUUCACCAGCGCUGCAGAGGACGAGAGGCUCGACCCCUCGGACGCCAUGUUUGUGGACGUUCUUCACACCGACAUGAACUCUUUUGGACUGCGAGGAGCUCACGGUCACAUUGACUUUUAUGCAAACGGAGGAGCUGACCAACCAGGGUGUCCCAAAACCAUCUUUUCCGGUAAAUCAUACUUUGUGUGUGACCACCAACGCUCAGUGUUCUUGUUCCUGUGUUCUCUGAACCGGACCUGCAGCCUCACAGGUUACCCCUGCUCGUCCUACCAAGAGUACCUGGAAGGCCGCUGUCUGCAGUGCGAGGCCUUUAAACCUGCACCCUGUCCGGUGCUCGGUUACGAUAUCAGCCGGUGGAGAGAAACUCUGCUUCAGCUCGGACAGACCAAAGUCUUCUUCAGCACCACGGCCACGCUGCCCUACAGGAAGCCGAGCUACAGAGUGGACAUGGUCACCUGGAACCAGUACCUCCGCUGGGGGGUCGUCUACAUCCGGCUGCACAGUGGACGAAACUUCACCGAGGCUCGAAUAGACCAUAAGCUCCUGCGGUUCGAGCAGUACACCUCCACACGGCUGCUGGCUCAGUUCGAUGAUGAUCUGCAGCAGGUUCAGAAAAUCUCCAUGAGGAUCAACACGGGAAACGUGAUUGGACCUCGAUACAAAAUCAGACUGCUGAGGAUCCGCUUGACUCCACUGGACCGUCCUGAGAGGCCUGUAAUGUGCCGCUAUGACAUCAUCAUGGAGGAGAACAUGGAAGUAGCUUUUCGACCUUUACCCUGUGGGCUUCAUCUUUGACUCCCUGACAGGAGUCGCAUCUUCUUUUUUUCCUUCUUCUAUGGAAACACAUCCAUCAGACCGCCCGGUGCUACAGGGUCUCCCUGCCUUUGGUUGGACAUCCACUGGAGCAGGUGCAGCCUCCUCUCUGGAUGAUAAGGAGGACCCGCCCGGUGCUGUGGAUUACCUGGAUUACUGGCACAUUAUCAUGUGGUUAUUGAUUUUUGAAGCCACUUUGCUACUGUUAACG